This is a messenger RNA of Musca domestica (house fly), 653 nucleotides long. RefSeq names its product pupal cuticle protein Edg-78E-like. The coding region runs from base 145 to 513 and encodes 122 amino acids. The record is from RefSeq and is a predicted model, not a curated record. The transcript is spliced from 2 exons. Gene Ontology annotation, molecular function: structural constituent of chitin-based larval cuticle. Lineage: Eukaryota; Metazoa; Arthropoda; Insecta; Diptera; Muscidae. Gene Ontology annotation, cellular component: chitin-based extracellular matrix.
CAGUCAAGUUGUGGCAAUUAUUGCAAUUUCCAGAAUUCUAUAAAAAUCAAAGAGCAUCCAAUUCAAAGAUGCAGACCAUUUUGAUACUCGAUAAAGGAAUUUCAAUAGAUUUUAGAUAGAGAAAUUAUUUUUUUUUUGGUAGAAAUGCAUAAAUUCCUGACGUUGGCUGUUGUUGUUGUGGUCGCCGCCUGCGGUGUAUUUGCCGAAACUCCAGAUGCCCAUGCUGAAACUGUGCACUAUGUGAGCAAUAUUGAAAAAGAUGGCAAAUACAGUUACAACUUUGAAAUAUCGAAUGGAAUUACUGUCCAAGAGGAGGGUACCGCCGGCCAAGCCGUUAAAGGUGGUUUUGCCUACCAAUCACCCGAACAGGAAUUAAUACAGCUUGCGUAUACAGCCGAUGCCAGUGGUUUCCAUCCCAGCGGCAGUCAUCUGCCAACACCACCACCAAUUCCAGCUGACAUAAUAAAAUCGAUUGAAUACCAAAGAACGCAUUUCUAUCAGCCGGAAUACUAGAAGAGAAGAACGCUACGAGAGAGGGAGAGAGCUCGACAUUUUCAAAUUGAAAAUGCUUAAAAGUUAAUAUAUACCUACGUGUAUUUAAAUAUUUAUUAUGAGUGAAUAAAUCAUCCAUAACGGAGAGAAUUUUUAAUCUC